GUUGUGUUUAACCUUUUUCUUUUGAGUAUAAAAAGGCAAAAGCAGUCUGUCCUUCCCACCCCUUCUCCGGCGUGCAUUUACUUCCGCAUUCUAAAGGGCGCAAUUAAAAGACCAAAAUGUCUUCUGGUAUAAGUCCAAAUUCUGAUUGUUCGGCGAAAUGGGAUGAAUUGAUGCAAAAAAGGCUUCACAGCUAUAUUGUUUACAAAAUAAGCGAUGACGCAAAGCAAAUAGAAGUCGAUAGAUGUGGAGAGAAAAAAUCGGUGAAAGGGAAGGGAGGUGACGAUGAAGCUACUGAUUUUCAAGACUACGACGAUAUGAUUGAGUACAUUAAAUCCCUUGGAGAGAAGGAGUGCCGUUAUAUUGUCUUCGACUGCGACUUUUCCAAUACCAAGCUGAACAAGGUUCUUUUUAUUUUAUGGUGUCCAGACACUGCCAAUAUCAAGAACAAGAUGGUGUACACUGCAAGCCAAAAAGGCCUUUGUGAGAAGUUAACUGGCGCAAAAACCAUGGUGCAGUGCAAUGAUUUUUCUGAUCUUGCAUGGAAAGACCUCUCCGAAAAGGCUACACGAUUCUCUACCAAGUAGGCCAACAACAUGCUGAGAUGUUCAACUUGAUUAUGCAUUGGCAUAGUGGACAUGUAAUCCUAUAAUCAAUGUAAACAAAACAUACACCUUGCGGUUUUGUUGAGAAAUAAAGCUACUAUUACUCCUUUUUGCUGUGUUUUAUUUAGGUUUAACAACAAGGAUAUAUACAAAAAUCUGUGUUAAUAUUAUAACUUUGUACUGUUGUUUGAAAUACUCUGAAUCUUGAUAGAAGAGAUGGUAUUAUUAUAUUAGUAUUGAAACUGAUAUUCACUGCUGGUCAGGUUUGGUUAAGGGGACCAUUUCUGUGUUUUUAUAUCUAUUAACUGGAUGUAAAAACUUCUGCUAUUAUUUUCAACAUCCUUGUUGUAUAUUUUUUAAGGUCUAGCAAGUUCUUGUUUGAAUCAUUGCUGUUAUGGACUAGGCUCAAUAUCUCAUGUCAUAAAGUAAUGCUUGGUUGGCUGCUAGAAAGAACACUUUAAAUGUAAAAAAUGAAUUUAAUUAUUCUAAAAUUCUUAUUCUCUUUCAAAAAAAAAGAAAGAUCAUAUUAUAAAACGUGCUUAAAGAUGCUUUAGCUGAAAUUAACUUUAAUUAUGAAUAUCACCAUUUCCAAUUAAGAAAGAAACAUAUUUUUUCCCAAUCUUUUUUUACAGUUCAUUAUCUCACCAUUUCAAUUUGACUCUUGUUGACAAAUAUUUUUCUGAGUUUAAAGGGACUAUUUCAUACUGUAUAAAGUCAAACAUUUGUUUUUAGCUCUUGGGAAAAUGCUGAUGAAAAUCUGUUCAAAUAAGACCUUUAGUUUUAGUUAUUUCUUAAAAAUUUAAGAGAAAAGGCUCUAUUUUGCUGAAAGCAUUAGUAACGCUAAUCAUAUUCGGUCUGGUUUUCCAAGAAAAUGUUCAGUUGAUAUUCUGCCAGUAACUUUACCGUAUUUGUUCUUGAAAAUACUUAAAAUAUCUAAUUUUUAAGAAUGAUAUAAAAAUUGUCACCAACAUCAUAUUUGUGAGCGAGUCCCUUUAAAAUGAAUUUGUAAUGUGUAUAGUAGGCUUUCUUAAGGUGCACAUACACCCACUUCACUGAACUUAAUUUCUUAGCUUCAUGCUGUUAUCGAUGUCUAUAUUCCAAAUAAUUUACAAGCUUUCUGUAUCAUUUUGUGUAGUAAAUAAAUAUUCUGUAAAAUUG
Mya arenaria is the source of this 1760-nucleotide messenger RNA. RefSeq lists its product as uncharacterized. The transcript has 4 exons. Gene Ontology annotation, cellular component: actin cytoskeleton; cytoplasm; actin cortical patch. NCBI's taxonomy places the organism in Eukaryota, Metazoa, Mollusca, Bivalvia, Myida, Myidae. The coding region runs from base 117 to 584 and encodes 155 amino acids. Gene Ontology annotation, biological process: cell motility; actin filament fragmentation; actin filament severing. The record is from RefSeq and is a predicted model, not a curated record. Gene Ontology annotation, molecular function: actin filament binding.